Molecule: messenger RNA, 2115 nt
Organism: Vittaforma corneae ATCC 50505
Lineage: Eukaryota; Fungi; Microsporidia; Nosematidae
Exons: 1
Coding region: 1-2115 (704 amino acids)
Molecular function (GO): ubiquitin-protein transferase activity
Source: RefSeq, a predicted model, not a curated record
AUGUCGAAGUACAUCAAACAGCUUACGCAAAAGUGCAAUGCAUCAAACUGUAUCAAGGCCUUCUGUCGUACAGUCCCAGAUAGCGCCACUGUUCAGAAGAUUUCGAAGAUACUUUCAAAGUAUGGUGAUACUUUGACUUGCAGGAAAAUUCAAAAGUUGAAUUCAAACGACAAAAAGCUUGAUAAAAACCUUAUCAUUGACUCAUUGUUCUAUAUAAAUGGACUGUUUUAUAGUAAGGAAAAAGCCAUGAAGUCUCCUUCGACGUUCAAUUUGGACGAUACGCUAUUCAAGCAAAUAACGCCAAAUGAAAAUGUAAAACAUAAAGAAGGUGCGUGUGAAAAUGAAUCUAUAGCUAGCACAAAAAGAGAAACAAAGGAGGAAUCAAAUAUGAUUAGGCCAUGCAAGGACUUAAACCACAGAUUUUGUUCAAUUAUCUCCCAGAGUCCUAACUUUGUUGAUUCAUAUCUUUUGACUGGUGUUCUUCAUGUUUUCCUCAACAAAUUCAAAACCCAUCCAGACUUCAACCUAUCAUUAAUUAUAAUACGGUUAUUCAAUAUAAUUUCAAAGGAUGGAGACAUUGAUGUGUCAUUUUACCGAAUUCUAGCAAAUGUCUUCUUAACCAUUAAAGAGAAGACUCUAACAUCGCUCAUAACACCGUUUCUUAAGGAACAUGAACGCUGUGAUUCUGGAAAAUGCUUAUUUUGCUUCGAUCUCUCAAAAAAUGAUCUUGUAGAAUGCAUACAGUCAAUCCAUUCAUUAAUUGAUUAUACUUUUCCUGUUGAUUUUCGCGAAAACAACAGGAUAACUUGUCUUUUUGAGAUUUUUGAAUGCCUUUUUCUGAUAAAUGAAAAGUUUCUGAUUGUUGAGGAAUCAAAUUUUGUUGUAAAAAAGUUUUUUUCGACAAUUAACCUAAAAAAUGAACUAAAAUUUUGCAAACUUAAAUUAAAAUCGCCAUUAGAUCAUACAUUCGCUAUUCCAAUUGACAUCAAGGCAGAGAUAUUGAAGACUCAAAAUGGAGAGUAUAUGAAAGCAUCCCUUCAAGAUGCCUUUUUCAAAGCAUUAUUUCAAGGAAUAACCCAACCAUACCUUUUUAUUAACAUUAGAAGAGAUAGACUGUACAUUGACACGUUAAAGAUUAUAUUAGAAGUCGAUGGCAUCGACAUAAAAAAGCAAUUAAAAGUAAAAUUCCUUGGCGAAGAAGGGGUUGACUCUGGAGGAAUUAAAAAGGAAUAUUUUCUACUGUUAGGGCACGAAAUAGAGAAUGAUACCAGCCUAUUUACACAGACAAACAACAGAAUAUGGUUUAGAAAGGGCGUCGACCUACAACUAUUAAAUACAAUUGGCAAAAUAGUGGGCAUUGCAUUGUACAACGAUGUUGUUUUGAACGUUCCGUUUCCCUCUCUCCUGUUCAAAAAGCUACUCCAUAUUCCCCUUGAUUUUGAUGAUUUAGAAGAGAUCGAACCCGAAAUAUACAACUCAUUAAAGAAUCUUCAAAGAUGCUCUCCUGAAGAUUUUCAGUUCUUGGAUCAAAACUUUACAGCCGACUUUGAAGUGUUGGGAAGGAGAAUAAACUACGAGUUGAUAGAGGAUGGCAGUGGAAUAAAGGUGAAUAAAAAGAACUUAGAAGAGUUUACGCAGCUAUACUGGUCAUUUUUGAUGGAGGGGAUCAUUGAAGAUGAGUUUAAAGCCUUUUCAGAUGGGUUUUAUUCUAUUAUUAAUUUUGAAAACGUUAAAAAAUUUCAGCCACAUGAAUUGGAGAAGAUUCUGAUGGGGGUAGAUGAUCUUGAUUUUGAGCUAAUCAAAAAAACCACUACUUAUAAUGGAUACGAGCCAAAGGAUGAGAUUAUUGAGCACUUUUGGGAGUUUUUCUAUGAAAUGUGUUCACGAAAGAAGAAAAGACUGAUACAGUUUAUAACAGGGAAUGAUCGGCUGCCAGUUGGUGGAUCCACUGCAUUGAAUUUGAUCAUUAUGAAAAAUGGGUGUGAUACUGAUAGGCUUCCAAGCUCGCAAACAUGUUUCAACACGCUUCUCCUUCCCGAGUAUUCUUCAAGGGAAAAGCUAAGAGACAAGCUUGGAAAGGCGAUAGGCUUGACGGCAGGGUUUUUCCUGAUGUAA